Molecule: messenger RNA, 975 nt
Organism: Cephus cinctus (wheat stem sawfly)
Lineage: Eukaryota; Metazoa; Arthropoda; Insecta; Hymenoptera; Cephidae
Exons: 4
Coding region: 28-975 (315 amino acids)
Source: RefSeq, a predicted model, not a curated record
AUAAAUUAUGAAUGAUUAUACAAGGAGAUGAAUAAAACUUGUGAAUAUUAUGAUACAUGUAUAUUGGUCCUUAUUAUCAUAAGUUUUAUUAUUCUUAACAGUCACUUGAAAAAACAAUUGAUCUUAUCAGCUACGUUUGCUUGUCCUGUCAAUAGUUCAGAGAAAUGCUGUUUUCAAAUAAUUCAUUGGCAUGCUAAUGUAAGGUAUUACAAAAUGUCAGUUAAAUCAGAAAAAUAUUCAUGUACGUCAGUUCAACGACAUUUAGAAAAUGCUACAGGCUCCUUUUCGGAUGUCUUGAUCAGUGACAAAGAAAUUAAUUGCAGACGAGUGAAGUCUGAAUCAAAUGUUCAUUACUCUGUAAAUUAUGAUGAUUUAUGUGGAACAAUAUGGCCUUUAAUUACUUUACAAAAUCCGGCACACACCCGAAGUUAUAUUUUUGCAGUAAAGCCCAAAUUAUGUGUCUGGGAGUUCAUUACUCCACAGGACCUAUCUUAUCUUAAAGAAAAGCAACAGAACAAGCAUGAUGUACUUGAAUUGCUUGAUAGGAAGUUACAAGAGAAAGAAGUACACGAUAGCACUAGCAGAGACAUUUUUUUAAAACUGAUGUUUGAAAUAUUCCAAUUCUCUCGAGACAAUGAUUUUACCGAGAAAAGCGUUUCUGCUCUACUGGGAAUUUUUUAUAAUACACAUAAAUUUUUCUUAUUGAGUCCAUGGCGUACUGCUGUCGAAACUAAUGAAUUUUUUCGAGAAUCUUUGUUACUGCACACUGUGAUGCUGCCACCUAAAAGCGAUGAGAUAUUUAAUUUAACUGAAUGUCAUAAAAGUUUAGAAUUAUUCUGGCAGAUUUACAUGAGAAACAUUUCUCUUAUUCGCUUCACCUGCGUUCCCAAUUAUCGUUUAAUAUUGUCACUUCCGCUAUCGAAAGAUCAGCACGAAGAUAAGGACUCCCUAGCACAGAGUACCGGGAUUGUAUAA